This is a messenger RNA of Daphnia carinata, 467 nucleotides long. RefSeq lists its product as uncharacterized. The record is from RefSeq and is a predicted model, not a curated record. The coding region runs from base 50 to 445 and encodes 131 amino acids. The transcript is spliced from 4 exons. NCBI's taxonomy places the organism in Eukaryota, Metazoa, Arthropoda, Branchiopoda, Diplostraca, Daphniidae.
AGUAGCGUGGAUGGAGAGAAUAACGCGUGGCUGGAGGAACAAUUGAAAAAUGGAUAAGAUAAUACAACAAAAGGAUGAUCAAAUUAUGAAGCUGCAGGCCCAAUUAUUGGAACAACACAAAAUAUUAGAUAACAGCAAAGCUAAGGAUGCUCAAAUUUUGAGUCUACAAGCUCAGCUAGGGGAAAAGAACAAAUUGGAACAGAACAGUUUCCAAACAGUGAAGGAGGUUUUUCCAAACUCAUCCCUAACUGAACAUGAGGAUGAAUUGGCAUUAGGCGAACACAGUCAGUUAUUCAGUCUACCACCUGACAGUGUGUUAAAGUUAAAUUCUGUUAGUGCUGCACUAAAAGAAUUGUUAGUAAUAAGUCCAUGCAGUGAAGGAAGUGAACAAUUGUGGGACCGUAUUUGGGCUGAAAAUGUGUGUGGUACGGAAACCCAGAAAUAGCAUGAGUUUAACAUAAAACAUG